AUGAGAAGGGGUUAUACUAGACAAGCAUAUAUAGAGUUGGUGAACACUAUUCAUGAAAUAGUUCCAAAUGUUAGCCUUACAAGUGAUUUUAUCGCAGGAUUUUGUGGUGAAACUGAAGAAGAUCACUCUCAAUCUCUUGAGCUUAUUGAACGUGUUGGUUAUUCAUUUUGUUUCUGUUUCCCAUACAGUAUGCGUGAGAAAACCUUUGCAUAUCAUCAUUUAACUGAUGAUGUACCAAUUGAAGUGAAAAAACGACGACAUGACGAGUUAGCGAUGAUAUCUCGAAAUAAAAGUUUAGAGUUUAAUCAGAAACAAAUUGGCGCCAUUCAAAUUGUUUUAGUUGAAGGAUCCAUCUUAAGCAUUCCAUCAAUGAUUGGAUUUCGUACAAGUAUUGGGAAGAUCUCGACUGGAAUACGAACAUUUACAAAGGCAAGUUCUCUUUGUGCUCCCAUCCGUGACAAAAUCUAUAUUGAAGUUUAUGGGUGUCAAAUGAACCGUAGUGAUGCCAAUAUUGCUCAGAGUUUAUUAACAAAAGCUGGGUAUGCUAUUGUCCCGUCUGAUGAACAGUGUGACACUGUUUUGCUCAUGACAUGUGCCAUUCGAGAUAGUGCUGAAGUAAAGAUUUGGCGACGUAUUCAACACCUGCGAUCUCUUCAUCGUAAAUAUGUAAAAAUAGGUGUUCUAGGAUGUAUGGCCAAAAGGUUAAAGGAUAAACUCCUUAUGGAUAACAGCUGUAAAACCUCAAAAGCGGGUGAUCUUCAGUCAUCUAGUUUUGGUCACAAUAGUUUCAAUGUUGCCGCGGAUUUCGUUUGCGGCCCUGAUUCUUAUCGUGAUUUGCCGAAACUUAUUGAAGAUGCUCAUUCUGGACUAAAAGGUGCUAGCGUCGCGUUGUCUCUGGAAGAGACAUAUGCAGAUGUAACUCCUGUACGACGUCAUUUUACAACUGACGGGUCUUCAGACCCGGUUCCUUCUCCUACUGCUUUCUUAUCAGUUAUGCGUGGGUGUGAUAAUAUGUGCACCUAUUGUAUUGUACCUUUUGUCAGAGGACGUGAACGCAGUAGACCAUUAGAUUCAAUCCUUCACGAAGCACAAAGCUUAUUUAAUGAGGGAGUAAGAGAAAUCACGUUGCUUGGACAAAAUGUUAAUAGUUAUUGUGAUAAGUCGAAUACAGACUUACCAAUCAACUCGUCUAAAACGAUUUCAACACUUGUCCCUGGAUUCAAAACUGUUUAUAAACCAAAAGUUGGUGGUUUAAGAUUUUUUGAUUUAUUAGAUCAAGUAAGUCGGAUUAGUCCAGAACUUCGUAUUCGAUUCACAUCACCACAUCCAAAAGAUUUCCCAAAAGAGGUUCUUCAACUAAUUUCUGAACGUAAAAAUAUUUGUUCAAAUAUACAUUUACCAGCGCAAUCAGGCAGUAGUGUUGUUUUGGAAAACAUGAGAAGGGGUUAUACUAGACAAGCAUAUAUAGAGUUGGUGAACACUAUUCAUGAAAUAGUUCCAAAUGUUAGCCUUACAAGUGAUUUUAUCGCAGGAUUUUGUGGUGAAACUGAAGAAGAUCACUCUCAAUCUCUUGAGCUUAUUGAACGUGUUGGUUAUUCAUUUUGUUUCUGUUUCCCAUACAGUAUGCGUGAGAAAACCUUUGCAUAUCAUCAUUUAACUGAUGAUGUACCAAUUGAAGUGAAAAAACGACGACAUGACGAGUUAGCGAUGAUAUCUCGAAAUAAAAGUUUAGAGUUUAAUCAGAAACAAAUUGGCACCAUUCAAAUUGUUUUAGUUGAAGGACCUAGUCGUCGUUCACCAACACAAGUGUUUGGACGUAAUGAUUAUAACACGAAGGUAAUUUUCGAUCGAGAGGUUACAUUAACAGCAACUACUGUAAAUCAAGAUUGUUCGCAUAUGUCCUUCAAGCCUGGUGAUUAUGUGGUUGUUGAGAUUGUUGGUGCAACGUCUCAGACAUUACAAGGAAAGGCUCUUGGCUUGUCUACACUUGGAGAUUUUUGUGAAACAAAGUGGCAUAAUGUGAAUACAGCUAAAAUAAUGUAAAUCGUUUUUAUUUAUCAGAAUUUUACCUUGGGGUGGGUUCUAGCAUCGCAUUUAUCUUCUCACCUUUACUGUUAUCCCAAGUGAAUAUCACUAUCUAUAGCUGAUUAAGAAAUAUCGCGAUGUUUUAUCGCCAAUAGGAGCUGGUACCCUAAUGUGUUUCUAUGUUUUAUAUACAGGCGAUUUGGCCGAGCUGUAUCACCUGAAAUAUUUUUUGUUUGUAGCCCAAUUUAUUUGGCAGGCCAGCUAAAGAAAAGAUUAAACGAUUUUAAUCCUAGGCUCGAAGGUAACUAACAUCACGAGCUCCCCAUGAAAAUAUGGGGUUAUGAGGGGUCUAUCUUAAGAAUGAUACACAUCUCCAUGUGUAUCCGGUAACUGUAAAACUUUAGGAAUAUGUUGUAUUUCUAAAACUCACCAAUAGUAUUCAAAUGAAUGGUCGUAGUGCAUCACAGAGUGCUCUGGGAAUUUAAACUGAAUUAAAGUAUCUGUAGUCGUAAAGAGACUCGAGUAAUAUGAAAACUUAACGUUGAAAUAGGUCAAACGAGAUAGUUCUUCACAACUUUGUGGAUGUCCAUUGACUUAGGUGGUUGAGAGAUGUCAUCGCAUACCUGAUUAACAACGCGCUAUUCGUGCUAGGUUUAGUGGUUCUUGACAAAAUAUAUAGUAACCUAAAAACGAGUGGAUCCCGCAAAGUAGUAUGUUAAGG
Messenger RNA from Schistosoma rodhaini, 2746 nucleotides. The record is from the annotation of a GenBank genome assembly. Lineage: Eukaryota; Metazoa; Platyhelminthes; Trematoda; Strigeidida; Schistosomatidae.